Eimeria necatrix is the source of this 273-nucleotide messenger RNA. Its product is annotated as postsynaptic protein CRIPT, putative. Gene Ontology annotation, molecular function: microtubule binding. NCBI's taxonomy places the organism in Eukaryota, Apicomplexa, Conoidasida, Eucoccidiorida, Eimeriidae. Gene Ontology annotation, biological process: cytoplasmic microtubule organization. The record is from RefSeq and is a predicted model, not a curated record. The transcript has 4 exons. Bases 1 to 273 code for a protein of 90 amino acids.
AUGCCCUGCGAAAAGUGUGAAGCCAAGUUCACAAAGCUCGUGACGCCCGACGUCAAAGAAGGGUCAAAGCGCAUAGUGGGCGUCAAUAAACUCAUUGAAAAAGCGACUAAAAAGGACAAAUUGGUGAUUGUGGGGUCUAAGUGCAAAGUCUGCAAGACUGCGCUGCACAUGAAGGGAAAGUACUGCGCACCGUGCGCCCACAUAAACGGCCGCUGCUGGAUGUGCGGCAAGCGGAUUGUGGAUGUGAGCAAACACAACAUGAGCCUCGUCUAA